Messenger RNA from Talaromyces amestolkiae, 1446 nucleotides. RefSeq lists its product as uncharacterized. The transcript has a single exon. The coding region runs from base 1 to 1446 and encodes 481 amino acids. Gene Ontology annotation, molecular function: protein binding. NCBI's taxonomy places the organism in Eukaryota, Fungi, Ascomycota, Eurotiomycetes, Eurotiales, Trichocomaceae. The record is from RefSeq and is a predicted model, not a curated record.
AUGGCAUUCCUAGACCUCCCCACAGAACUAAUCCUCCUCAUCCUCCCCACUCUCUUCGAGCCCGAUCUCGCGCAUUUACUUCAAGUUCAUCGUUCUCUGUAUGGUAUUGUGCUUCCAUAUCUCUACCGCCGACAUCUCCAAGACAACAAAAACAACAGUACCAAGGAAUCUAAAAAUGAGGCGAAUGGGUUCUUCCUUUGUGUUGCUACCGGCAACAAAGCAGGCGUGCAGCGAUUCCUUACCCAUGGCGCAGAUGUAAAUGCUGUGACGAGCGCGGUCUCCAUGAGGCACGCGGGUUUUCAUGCGAUGGGAUUUGUGCCGUGGCAUGAUAUGCAAACCCCCUUAAACGUUGCGGCUAAUAGGGGCGACGAUGAGCUUGUAUCUCUCCUCCUCAGCCAUGGCGCGGGCGUCAAUGGCUCUUUUGAUAAUCACAUUGGAGGAGGUGGUGGUCGGCGCMCCGCCGUUCAMCCAGCCGUAGUCGACGCCCUCCUCUCAAACCACCCUAGCACAGUCCAGCUUUUAUUGCAACACAAAUCGCCCCUUUCGGGCCCUUACAUGGAGCGCGGCGGACUACUCAAUUGCGCGAUUGCGAGGGAAAACUUGUCGCUGCUCGAGAUGCUGGUUUGUGAGUUUGGCGCGGAUUUGAACGGGUCGUGGCAGGAGGGUGUUUAUCCACUGAAUAGAGCGGUGGGGUUGCUUGGCCCCAAGGCAGUGGAGGUUGUGAAGUUUAUGCUUGAUCAUGGUGCUGAUGUUGCUUUAGCCAAUGGUGAUGACGAUACUGGCGGCGGCGGUGGUGAUGGUGGCGGCCAAAGACUUCUAAACCAAGCAAUCCGCCACGGCACAAUCGAUACAUUAAAUCUCUUGCUAACCCGCGGCAUCGUAUCGCCCUCUUCUCAUCCGCUAGACAACGACAUCUUCCGCACAUGGAUCGUCGAGCGCUGCACGCCCGAGACAGUGCAUCUCCUACACUCUCACGCUUAUUUCCGUGCACUAGACGAUACGCAGGACGACGUGCUCAUGAUCGCUGUGCGCGCUCGACGUGGAGAUAUUCUUCAACUCUUCAUCGACAGCGGGGUCGCAGAUCUGAAUGCGCGACGUACGAGAGGCGGAUCGACACUUUUGCAUACUGCUGUUGUGCGGUGUAGACCGCUGAGAGAAGGAGGAGGACCACCACCAAUCAGAUAUGCGAACAUAACUUCUCGCGCAUUUUCAGAUCCGUUGGUUCGUAGAAUUGAGCCGGAUAUUGACCCUCUGCACGUCUCGAGUAGGAGGUGCACGACCGAGAACGAAGAAAAGUGUACGCCAGAGGAGAUUGUGCGCUGUUUGGUUCGUGGAGGUGCAGAUGUACAUGCGAAGGAUGAGAGGGGGAUAAGCCCGUUGGAUCUGGCUGAGAAGGGUCCUGAAGUUGUGUAUAAAAUGCUUGUUGAUAGUAGUAGUCCUGUAUGA